This is a messenger RNA of Apodemus sylvaticus (European woodmouse), 2786 nucleotides long. RefSeq names its product transmembrane serine protease 11D (gene Tmprss11d). The transcript is spliced from 11 exons. Gene Ontology annotation, molecular function: serine-type endopeptidase activity. Gene Ontology annotation, biological process: proteolysis. The record is from RefSeq and is a predicted model, not a curated record. Bases 16 to 1452 code for a protein of 478 amino acids. Gene Ontology annotation, cellular component: extracellular region; plasma membrane. NCBI's taxonomy places the organism in Eukaryota, Metazoa, Chordata, Mammalia, Rodentia, Muridae.
AAACAACACUGAAAUAUGUGGUCACAGGGUUGUGAAAAAGCAACUGCCAGCUGUAGUCAUGUUUAUUCACUACUUACCAGAAUAAAUGGGAUUGUUUCUGAUUUGUACACAGAACACGAAAGAGUCAUUCAGUUGAGAGGGAAUCUCAAAGCAGUUGGACACACUGAAGCAAGGACCUCUUCAUUAUUCAAGAGUAAAAUGUAUAGGCCAAGAUCAAUGCUAUCGCCGUCGAGAUUCUUCAAUCCCUUUGCAGUAGCUUUAAUUGUCAUUACAGCGGUAGGGCUCCUGGCCAUGAUGGCAGGCCUACUUAUUCACUUUUUAGCUUUUGACAAGAAAGCUUACUUCUAUCAUAGCAACUUCCAAAUCCUAAAUGUUGAAUAUACUGAAGCUUUAGCCUCACCAGCUACUUAUGAAUACAGAACCUUGAGUGAAAGAAUCGAGGCUAUGAUUACUGAUGCAUUUCGAGGAUCAAAUCUAAGAAGUGAGUUUAUCAGGACACAUGUUGUCAAACUGAAGAAAGAAGGAAGUGGUGUGGUCGCGGAUGUUGUCAUGAAAUUUCGAUCUAGUAAACGUAACAACAAAAGUGCAAUGAAAACUAGAAUACAAUCUGUGCUACAAAGGCUCAGCAGCUCUGGAAACUUGGAAAUAUCCCCUUUGAAUGAGAUAACAUCACUCACUGACCAGGAUACAGAAAAUGUUUUGACUCAAGAAUGUGGAGCACGUCCAGACCUUAUCACACUGUCAGAAGAGAGGAUUAUUGGAGGCACUCAAGCUGAGACAGGUGACUGGCCCUGGCAAGUCAGUCUACAGCUCAGUAAUGUCCACCACUGUGGAGGUGCCCUGAUCAGUAACUCGUGGGUCCUGACAGCAGCUCAUUGCUUCAGAAGCUACCCUAAUCCUCAACAAUGGACAGCCACCUUUGGGGUCUCUACAAUAAGCCCUAGGCUGAGAGUGAGAGUCAGAGCUAUUUUAGCCCAUGAGGGUUACAGCUCCAUAACUCGGGACAAUGACAUCGCAGUUGUACAACUUGACAGAUCUGUGGCAUUUUCCAGAAAUAUCCAUAGGGUAUGUCUCCCAGCAGCAACCCAAAAUAUCAUCCCUGGAUCUGUCGCGUAUGUCACGGGAUGGGGAUCUCUUACUUACGGAGGCAGCACAGUCGCAAAUCUACAGCAAGGAGAGGUCAGAAUAAUAAGUUCGGAGGAAUGCAAUGAGCAGGCUGGUUAUGGUGGAAGUGUCCUGCCGGGAAUGCUCUGUGCAGGAGUGCAGUCAGGGGCGGUGGAUGCAUGCCAGGGUGAUUCUGGUGGCCCGCUAGUACAAGAAGACUCCAGGCGGCUUUGGUUUGUUGUGGGCAUUGUGAGCUGGGGAUAUCAGUGUGGCCUGCCAAAUAAGCCAGGAGUGUAUACUCGAGUGACGGCCUACCGCAACUGGAUUAGACAGCAGACGGGAAUCUAGAGCAAGCGAGGGAAACCGUGCCGUGAAAUCUGUAUCCACGUGUGCCUGACUCAGACGCCAUAGCCUCACAUUUCAGCUGCGAAGGAAUCUGGAAACAUCCCAUCGGAACAUCCCAUUACAUAAAUAUAGUUUAACUGUUUAGUAUUUCUUCGGCGGUAUGGAUUUCUUGAGGAAAAAAAAACAUGAACAUGUUGCUAAGUAAGAGAGGAAAUCUGUUAGGCUAGUAAUGGGGUUAAGAAUUUUAUUACAGGGGUGGUAAGGUGUAGUAAAGAGAGAAAUUGGGUAUGUUAAGUCAAUAUUUUACAGAAAAUGGUAGUCCUGAUGUUAAAUAUAUGAGGCCACUGAAUAAAUAGUGUAAGAACUCUAGCCAUCUCAAGUGUGUGACAUUCCCAAACAAGUCUCCCAGGAUGUUCUUAUGUAUUGAACAAACAAGCUAAAAUCGUUUUUAGGGAGACUGAGAAACACUUACAAAUAGUUUUAAUAGUGAAAUUUCAGUGUAAAUAUUUUCUCUCUAUAGAAAAUACCUAACUCCUCCAUGGAGAAGCUGAGGUGAUAAGUCCACACAACCUUCUCAGCUAUAUUUGCAACCACAAGAUUCAUUGGAAGGAAAUCCAUACUACAAACUUCCUGCUGUUGGCAUUAUUUUUAAAGUAACAGGGCGCUCAAUAGCAAAAUUUAAGAAAAUUAAAAGUUAAUGAUAAGGAGAGGUAAAAAAGCUGGUUUGCAAAGACAAGAUUAAAGACAUUAAUAUCAAUAAAUCUGGAGACAAAAGAUCUCAGGUUCAUAUUCUCUGUGUUUCUUUGGGUGUCUCUCUCUCCCGUGUGUCUCUCUCACAUACACACACACACACACACACACACACACACACACACACACACAUUCUCUCUGUGUAUCUCUCUGUCUCUCUAUGUAUCUUUAAGUCUCCAUCUCUCUUUGUCUCUUUCUGACUCACACAGACACACACACACACAACCACUAUCAGCAAAAAUACAAAUUAAAAAGAAUCAAUUAAAAUCUAAUGUGACUUCAAUCUAUAAAACUUGGGUCCCAAAUGGUUCAAGUUUUUAUGGGAUCCCAGUGGAGCUAAGGCUUGGCUGUGCAUGGGCACCUGUGUGUCACGGCUUCCAUCUAAAAGCCAACUCCUUCUUCUUAAAGAUAAGAGAGGUUAAAGACAUCACAAUGAAAUCUUUUUGCUCCUCAUAGAGCAAAACUGUGAGACCUGGAUUAAAUCAAAUUCCUUCAACAGAAAAGGAUUUGAAAAUGUAACCCACUCUUGGAAAGAUGUAUACACAAAUCUUUGGCCCAUUUUCUUUCAAAUAAACUCUUUUAUAAUC